This is a messenger RNA of Musca vetustissima, 839 nucleotides long. RefSeq names its product protein YIPF5 homolog (gene Yip1d1). Bases 40 to 834 code for a protein of 264 amino acids. NCBI's taxonomy places the organism in Eukaryota, Metazoa, Arthropoda, Insecta, Diptera, Muscidae. Gene Ontology annotation, biological process: endoplasmic reticulum to Golgi vesicle-mediated transport; vesicle fusion with Golgi apparatus. The transcript has 5 exons. Gene Ontology annotation, cellular component: trans-Golgi network; membrane. The record is from RefSeq and is a predicted model, not a curated record.
GGCCUUAGUUUAAGUCGAUAUCACACAAAUAAUCUCAAUAUGGCUAAUUUUGGUGGACCCAAUGACUUUUACACCGGUGGAGAUAAUUCCUAUAAUUUUGAUAUGCCGGAGUUCGAACAAGAAUUAAAUUUUCAGAAUUUUGAAAAUACUCCAACAAACGUGCCACCCAAUUAUGAUAUGAAUUACCCAAACACCAACAACAGUGGCAUGAGUUCAUUUUAUGACCCCACUGCCUAUGCUCCAAAUCCAUAUGAUCAAAAUGAUAAAGGCGGCUAUAAGGCUGGUGGUGUCGGUGGCAAUACCGGAAAUGAAUUUGAAGAUGAACCACCAUUAUUGGAAGAGUUGGGUAUUAAUCCUAAUCAUAUUUUCCAAAAGACCUUGGCUGUUUUGAAUCCUAUGCGUGGAGCCGAUCAACAAAUACUCCAAGACACCGAUAUGGCUGGUCCAUUGGUCUUCUGUUUGGCAUUAGGUGGAUUUUUACUUUUGAGCGGCAAGGUGACAUUCUCUUAUAUUUAUGGUAUUGGAGUUAUGGGUAGCAUUGCAUUCUAUUGUUUACUCAGCCUUAUGGCAUCACAAGCAAAUGUUACAUUUGGUGCUGUUGUCUCGGUUUUGGGUUAUUGUUUAUUACCCAUGGUGGUGUUAUCUGGGGUUAAUGUUUUGAUAACAAUACAGGGAACACUCGGAUUAAUUGUUGCUGGUGUAUGCAUAUUUUGGUGUUCUUUGUCAGCAUCCAAGCUGUUUGUAACGGCAUAUUCAAUGGAUCACCAACAGGUUUUGAUUGCCUAUCCAUGUGCCCUACUGUAUGGAGUCUUUGCUUUAAUUACAAUUUUCUAAAUCAA